AUGACUAGCGAUCGACAAAGAUUACAACCAUUCCAUGAUGUUGGACCUGGUGUUUCUUCACCAUACAACUCAACAAUCCAUAUUUAUAGUGAAGGAAAUUUGAGUGACAAAAAUUUUUCAUUCACACAAGCAACACCGUACAACUCUGAUCAUCUAACCAAUGAUCACUUGCUUUUACAUACUACUGAUGAUGGUGCAUCAUGUUCUACUUCCUUACAAGGAAAUUAUUCAAUCUCGAAUAAUAAUACCUCUUUAUCAAUAGCAUCAACAAGUCAGGCACAUGUUGCAUAUGGAUUUCCCUUCGAUGAAAAUGUCAAUAACAAUACUUGCUUUGAGACUAACACCACACAUGGACCAAUUGCUUAUCAAAGCCUAUUGCUUGGCCAAUCUGAAUACCAAAAAAAACGAAAAAGGGAAACAUGCGAGUAUGUUGACUUUGGUGAUAAGACUUUUACAUGUCGCCAUUGUAAUGCGCUUUUUUGGCUCCAAGAACGUCUUGCACGUUCAUCCAAAAAGAAUCCAUCUUUCUCACUUUGUUGCCUUAAUGGUCGAGUUUCCCUUCCAGCUAUGCAACCAACUCCUUCAAUUCUUGAUUUUCUUCUUGAUCCCAGCAAUGGCUCUGCCUCAAAAAAAUUUCGGGACAAUAUACGAGCUUAUAACUCUAUGUUUGCUUUCACUUCAAUGGGCGCAAAGAUUGAUACUUCUGUUAAUGAUCAACCAGCUCCAUAUGUGUUCAAGAUAAGCGGUCAUUGUCAUCAUUUAAUGGGCUCUCUCUUACCUGUUGAUGGAGAAUCACCAAAGUUUGCACAGCUCUAUGUGUUUGACACUGCUCACGAAGUUGCAAAUAGACUUUUACCAUUUACAAAAGACUCCAAAUCAUCAUCUCUAGAUGAGAAUAUUGUUGUGGAUCUUUUAAGAAUGCUUGAUGAAACGAACGAGCUUGCCAAAUUAUUCCGCAAAGCUAGAGACAAAACUCAAAAUAUUCACUCUGUUGAUUAUAAACUUCGCUUACUUGGAAAGCGAAACCAUGAUUCACGCCAAUAUGAUGAUCCUACAUCAAAUGACAUUGGUGGAUUAGUUGUCGGAGAUAUUGGAGAUUUUUUCUCGGAACGAGAUAUAAUUAUUGAAUGCUUUUCAGGUUCUUUAAAAAGGAUCUCAAAAUUACAUCCAAAAUUCAUGGCAUUACAGUAUCCUCUUUUGUUUCCUUAUGGUGAAGAUGGCUACUCCUGUAAUAUUAUGUUUGUUGAUCAUGGACAUGAAAAAACAAGGAAAAGGUCAAGAGUUCCGAUGCGAGCUUAUUAUGCUUACCUUAUCAAUGAAAGGCCUGGGUGCGAUAAUACCAUCAUUAAAGGAGGUCGUUUGUACCAACAAUUCUUGGUCGAUGCAUUUGUUAAUGUUGAAGAAGAUCGUCUUGAUUAUAUCAGAGCUAAUCAAAAAGAUUUACGUACAGAAGUUUAUAAAGGUAUCCAUGAAGCUGUGCUUAAUGGGGAUGUUGAAGGUUUCUCAGCUGGGAAAAUCAUUGUUCCAUCUUCUUUAACUGGUAGCCCACGUUAUAUGAUCAAUAAUUACCAGGAUGCAAUGGCUAUUUGUAGAGCCUAUGGAAAUCCUGACCUGUUUAUUACAUUCACAUGUAAUGUUAAUUGGCCGGAGAUACGAAGGGAGCUUACAAAAGGUCGAAUUUACAAGCAUGAAGACAAGCCUGAUAUCAUUACACGUGUUUUUAGAUCGAAGGUUAUUGAUAUGUUAGCCUUCAUAAAAUCAGGCAAGCCUUUUGGUCAGAUAAUUGCAGAUGUUUGUGCAAUUGAAUUUCAAAAGAGGGGUUUGCCACACACUCAUAUAUUGAUUUGGCUACACUCGAAUUUUAAAUGUCGUACACCUGAAGAUGUUGAUUCCAUUGUUUCAGCUGAAAUCCCUAACAAAUUUACAGAUCCAAAAUGCUAUGAAAUUGUUUCAAGAUUCAUGAUACAUGGUCCGUGUGGUCUUGCAAAUCCAAAAUCUCAGUGUAUGAACGAGGGAAUUUGCUCAAAAAGAUUCCCAAAAAAAUUCAAGACACAAACUGUUUUUGAUGAUAAUGGCUUUGUUUAUUACAGACGUCGUGAUCUUAAAGAUAAUUUUGUUAUAAAAAAUGGCAUUCAGCUCAAUAACAGAUAUGUUGUUCCAUAUAAUAGGGAACUCUUAUUACGAUACAAUGCCCAUAUAAAUAUUGAGAUAUGUUGUCAGUCAAUGUUAAUUAAGUAUCUUUUUAAGUACGUAAGCAAGGGCUCUGACAGAUGUAGAGUUGUUGUUGAAAAAGAUCAUGCUGAUGAGAUCCAUGCGUAUAUGAAUUGUCGUUUUAUAUGCCCAUAUGAAGCGGUCUGGCGUCUUCUACAAUUUCCAAUACAUUCAAGAUCACCUCCUGUUGAACGACUUCAAAUCCAUUUGCCAUUGCAUCAAAAUGUAGUUUACUCAGGAAAUGAAAGUCUACCAUCAGUACUUCAAAAACCAGGUAUUGAAAAAACAAUGCUCACAGAAUGGUUCACACGUAAUAGAAUUGAUCAUGAAGCACGUCAGCUUUACUACUCAGAAUUUCCACAUAAAUAUAUUUGGGAUCCUGGUAAAAAAGAAUGGAUUCCAAGAUCAAAAGGUUUUAGUCUUGGUCGAUUAACAUAUGUUCACCCUGCUUCAGGAGAGCUCUAUUUUCUAAGACUACUCCUUAACCAUGUAAGAGGAGCAUUGAGCUUUGAUUAUCUAAAAAAUGUUUCGGGUGUUGUGCAUCCAACAUUUCAACUUGCUUGCAAGACCUUGGGACUUUUAGGGGAUGAUAAAGAAUGGGAAGACGUCUUUUGUGAGGCCAUGGCUACUGCAACAUCUCCUCAAAUUAGGAAUCUCUUUGUCAGUGUUGUUCUUUUCUGUGAUGUUGCUGAUCCAGAAGUUUUGUUCAAUAAAUUCUGGCGCUCAAUGUAUGAUGAUAUUAUCACCCGUUUCAAGUCCAGCUUUGCCAUGCCUAAUCUUAAAUUAUUCGAUGAUGAGCUUAAAAACUAUGUUCUAUAUGAGCUUGAGCUUCUCUUCAAUGUUGCUGGCACAUCUCUUGAAAAACACAAGCUUCCAAUGCCUGAUGGGCGUUUAUUGUCAGAAAUAAAGAAUAAACUUUUGAGAGAAGAGCUUAACUACGAUAUUGCAGAUCUUAUAUGUCAGCAUUCAUCAGCUUUCCCACAACUCAAUCAAUGUCAGCUAAAUGUUUAUGAUUGUGUUGUUAAAUCUAUCCUUGAAAAAAGACAAGAAUUAAUUUUUGUUCAUGGCCAUGGAGGAACUGGGAAAACAUUUUUGUGGCAUACAAUAAUUAAUCGGUUGAGAUCAGAUGGUUUGAUUGUCCUUGCUGUUGCAUCAUCGGGUAUCGCAUCACUUUUGCUUCCUGGUGGCCGCACAGCUCAUUCAAGAUUUAAGAUCCCCCUUACUGUUUCUGAUACUUCAUCGUGCGAGAUUAAAAAAAAAACUGAUCUUGCACGACUUCUAGAAAUGACCUCUCUAAUUGUAUGGGAUGAGGCUCCAAUGAAUAAUCGGUGUUGCUUUGAAGCAUUGGACCGAUCACUUCGUGAUGUCCUGGCAAAUGGUAACGACUUGCCCAAUGAUAAACCAUUCGGUGGGAAAUCAAUUUUGUUAGGAGGAGAUUUCAGACAGAUUUUACCUGUUAUUCCCGGAGGAACAAAGGAAGACAUUGUUCAUGCAUCUCUUUGCAGCUCUGUUUUGUGGUCUAAAUUUAAAGUUCUCACUCUUACAGAGAAUAUGAGGCUAUCAUCCAAUGGACUUUCAAACGAUCAAAAGAAAGAACUUGCUAUUUUUGCCAACUGGAUUCUUGCAAUUGGUGAUGGAACUCAACAUGAUGCUUUAUUCCCUGAUGAUUCUGAUGCAUCCAUGAUUAAAAUACCACAAGAUCUUUUGCUUGAACCUGGAUCUAACCCCAUAUUAGCAAUUGUUUCAGCAGUGUAUCCCUCUAUUCGUGAUAUCAAUAUUGAUCCAUGCUAUUUUAGAGAGAGAGCAAUUGUAACUCCAAGAAAUGCUACAGUUUUUGAAAUCAACGAUUUUAUCUUGAACAUGUUGCCAGGAAUGAAGCGGAUUUACCUAAGUACUGAUAUUGUUUGCAAAACAUCGAGCGAUGGUGAUAAUGCAGAGAUUUUGUAUCCCGUUGAAUUUAUCAAUCAACUUGAGUUCAAUGGAGUGCCAUCCCACACAAUUUCCUUGAGAAUUGGCACACCAAUAAUGCUUUUACGCAAUCUUAAUUUAUCAGCUGGUUUAUGUAACGGAACAAGACUUAUUGUUACGCAACUUGCUGAGAGGGUCAUAGAAGCUCAAAUAAUAACAGGGUCUUUUAUUGGCAAUCGUGUAUUUAUUCCAAGGAUUGUUUUUCCAAUAAAUGAUCCAAAAUGUCCAUUCACAAUUAAACGAAGACAAUUUCCUAUAAGACCGUGUUAUGCUAUGACAAUAAAUAAAAGUCAAGGACAAUCGUUGAAAGUCGUUGGGGUUUUUCUCAAGGAUCAAGUUUUCACUCAUGGACAAUUGUAUGUUGCUCUUUCACGAGUUACAUCAAGACACGGACUAAAGAUUGUCACAUGCGAUGCUGAAGGAAAUCAUUCAAUCUAUGUGAAAAACAUUGUGUAUAAAGAUGUUCUUCGCUCUCUAUCAGUGUCUUGA
Populus nigra (black poplar) is the source of this 4668-nucleotide messenger RNA. RefSeq lists its product as uncharacterized. Bases 1 to 4668 code for a protein of 1555 amino acids. Gene Ontology annotation, biological process: DNA repair; telomere maintenance. The transcript has 3 exons. Gene Ontology annotation, molecular function: DNA helicase activity. The record is from RefSeq and is a predicted model, not a curated record. Lineage: Eukaryota; Viridiplantae; Streptophyta; Magnoliopsida; Malpighiales; Salicaceae.